CUUCCUUCCCCCGCUCCUCCUACUUAAGAGCGCCUCUACACACGCUCCAACUCCCCAAACCAAACAAGCAAAAGCAAAGCAAAUCACCGGUCAAGAGCAGCAGCAGCGGCAACAAAGAGGAGCGAGAGCAGAGCGGAAGAAGAAGAAGAAAGCAAGAUGUGUGGCGGUGCGAUCCUCGCGGAGCUCAUACCGACCGCGCCGGCACGGCGGGUCACGGCGGGCCACCUCUGGCCUGGCAAGGGAGGCAAGAACCAGCAGCAGCAGAAGCGGAGGAGCGGAGCCGACGACUUCGAGGCGGCGUUCCGGGAGUUCGACGAGGACUCCGAGGAGGAGGAGCGGCAGGAGCAGGUCGAGGUGGUGAUGGCAGAGGAGGUCGAGGAGGUGGCCGAGAGCAAGCCGUUCGCGUUCAACGCUUCCUCCAAGAAGGCGUCGUCCGGCGGGAGGCCCGGGCGCCGCGGCGGCAGCGGCAGGAAGCCGGCGCAGUACAGGGGCGUGCGGCGCCGGCCUUGGGGCAAGUGGGCCGCCGAGAUCCGCGACCCCGUCAAGGGCGUCCGCGUCUGGCUCGGCACCUUCCCCUCCGCCGAGGCCGCCGCGCUCGCCUACGACGACGCCGCGCUCGGCAUCCGCGGCCCCAGAGCCAAGCUCAACUUCCCCCCAUCCUCCUCCUCCUCUGCCGCCGCCAACGCCGGUCUGGGCACGCGCAAGCGCGGCCGAGCCGCGGAUCCCGUUGCCAAGGCGACACCGGUCGUCGACCUCGUCCACGAAGACGCCGCCGCGGUGGACGCGCAUCGUUCGUCCGGCAUGAAGCACGAAGCGGCCGAGAGCUCCGAGUCCAGCGGCAGCGCACUGCCGGACUUUUCCUGGCAGGGCAUGUCGGCGUCUGCGCUCCCGGAGAUCGAGCAGCAGCUCGGGUGCGGCGGCGCCGCGAAGCGGCCGAGGGCCGCGGAGGACACCGACGAGGCGUCGGCGGACGACUCCGACGCGCUGUUCGACGGGCUCUACUUCGCGCAGGACCCGUUCGCCUUCUUCGACGGCGGCGCCUACGAGUCCCUGGACUGCCUCUUCAGCGGGGACGCCGUGCAGAGCAACGCUAACGCCGCCGCGGACGAGACGGUCGGGCUCUGGAGCUUCGACGACGACUGCCUCGUCGACGAGUCCAGCCUGUCGUUCUAGGAUCCCUCUUGCAUUUGCGUGUAUAUGUUCGUGUAAAUGCAGAGCGGACUCGAAUCGCGAGCCGUGAAAUCUUCGUAGCUCCCCGUCGCUUCCCUUUUCCUUGGAUCGGGAGGUGGAUCUUUGUGUAAGAGUUGGCAUGGUAGUAAAAGAUUUUUCCCUGCGCCUUCGUUGCAAACCAAAA
This is a messenger RNA of Brachypodium distachyon (stiff brome), 1354 nucleotides long. RefSeq names its product ethylene-responsive transcription factor ERF073-like. Gene Ontology annotation, biological process: ethylene-activated signaling pathway; regulation of DNA-templated transcription. The coding region runs from base 157 to 1173 and encodes 338 amino acids. Lineage: Eukaryota; Viridiplantae; Streptophyta; Magnoliopsida; Poales; Poaceae. Gene Ontology annotation, molecular function: DNA-binding transcription factor activity; DNA binding. The record is from RefSeq and is a predicted model, not a curated record. The transcript has a single exon.